UUUUGUGGUUCAGAAGUGUGGAAACGUACAUACAUGUUUCUAUAACAUGGUGCCCUUUGGUUGGAUGUUUUGCAUUUUUAUCGUAGGCAGUCGCGCGGCGGUAAACAAUGGCUUCAAAAGUCAUCCAACGACGGUGAAGACGUUCGAAAACGACACGGUUUUACUUCCGUGUUACGUCGAGGAUGACGAUAAGGUGCAAACCAUGGUGAGGUGGUGGAGGGACGAUAUCCUUUUGGCCGACAGCAGUGAGCCGCGACAUGUACCACCCGUAAGAGUUAGAAUGUACUUAAACGGGAGCUUGGAGGUUUCCCAUGUGAAACGGAACGAUACCGGGGUAUACGUGUGUCAGGCGUCUCGACCAACUCCCUGGAGAUACGCCACUCAAGUACACGAGAUAGAAGUGAUGUAUCCGCCCACUGUUCGUCCAGUGCCAGAAUCCGGCAAGCUGGAAGUCAACCUAGGGGAGGAAGUGGACAUGGCGUGUGUGGCGAAAGGUGUUCCGGUCCCUAUCGUUUCCUGGAGAAAUAAGGACGGGGAGAUACCACUUUUGUACGACAGAUCUCGUCUGCAAUUUCACGCCGAAAGUCCCGGCGACGCCGGACGAUACACUUGCGUCGCGAACAACGACGUCGGCGAACCCGCCAGCGCGACUAUAGAUCUGUUCAUCAGAUACAAGCCCAGAAUCGAGAUGUCGAAAACCUGGAUGCACGCACCACCUGGGAUUCGAGUGCAGUUGAAUUGCGGGGUGACUGCGUGGCCAGAGGCAACGGUGGAGUGGUAUUUCAAUAACAAGAGCGUGAAGUAUACGUCGGGAAUAGUGAAGCACAACGCCGGGAGCGAUCACAGUUUAGUGAUAAGGAACGUCAGGACGACGGAUUAUGGUUUCUACCUCUGCAGGGCUUCUAAUUCCUUGGGAAUCACCGAGGCGGCGGUUGAAUUAUCGGGUGUUGCGAACCCCGCCACCAUUAAAAAGACCUCGCACAGCCUCUCAAAGACCUCGUACAAUUUCGUUUGGGAAGUCUACAGUUACAGUUCCAUCGUCCAAUACGAAUUCCGAUUUCGUAAAUACAGGAACGGUGUUCCUGGCGAAUGGCAUACGUUGUAUAUACCAAGCGGCCACGAUGGCAAUAGCUUCAUUCACACGUAUUCCUUUAAUCUGACGGGAUUGGAAGAAGCGACCCACUACGAGGCCAUCGUUUUGUCGAAAAACCGUUACGGAUGGAGCAAACCGUCGGAAAUAAUACGGUUCGCGACGGAAGGCGCUCCCGACAAAGAUAACUAUAUGACGAACGCGAUACAGGAAGAUAAACUCGUACCAGUGGUACUCGCAUCGUUAGCAAAAGACUAUUCGUUUGGGCCUGGCAUAAGCGGAUCGUCUGUCAGUCAAGGAGGGGUAAUAGCAUUGAUACCUGUAUUAUAUAUUUGUAGCGUGAACAGUGAGGUUUUAAAAAACUUGUAUAAAAUAUUAUCGUCAUUGCGUGUAACAAAUUGAGCUCUUUGAUGGAGUAGUCGGCUAUACGAUAACAGGAGAGGAAAGUAGCUCGUGUAGCAUAUCAAGGUAAAAUUGUAUAGCUCGAAGUUGGUACACUUUAAGAUUGUAAAUAAAUUGGAACCUAUGCAUUUUUCACUAAACGAAUA
This is a messenger RNA of Colletes gigas, 1638 nucleotides long. Its product is annotated as limbic system-associated membrane protein-like. Gene Ontology annotation, cellular component: axon; plasma membrane; neuronal cell body. The transcript is spliced from 10 exons. Gene Ontology annotation, molecular function: axon guidance receptor activity; protein binding. The record is from RefSeq and is a predicted model, not a curated record. NCBI's taxonomy places the organism in Eukaryota, Metazoa, Arthropoda, Insecta, Hymenoptera, Colletidae. Bases 47 to 1492 code for a protein of 481 amino acids. Gene Ontology annotation, biological process: synapse organization; homophilic cell-cell adhesion.